UUUUUUUUUAACAUGGAUGAUAGUAUUACAAUUCAAGAAGACUCUGGAAGAUAUUUACAAGAAUAUAUUCAAAGCCUAGAGAAUCUUCCGAGUGAAAUACAGUAUCAUUGGGCAGAAAUACGCAACCGAUACGAUAAAGCAAGAGUAUCUGAAAAACGUAUUCGGUCUGGUCAACACGAUCUUGCCAAGAUUCAUAGACAAUGGUUUAGUGAUCAUCAAGAUCCUGCCGAGAAAAGAGACAAACUACUCAAGAAUCAGCCUGUGAUAAUAAAGCGUAUUCAUGAAGACUAUCACCAACUACACGAUCUUGCUAAUGAACGAGUGUCCUUGGCUGAAGAAGCACUUCGAUUAGUGGAUCGACACUUGACUCGAUUACAAAAAGAUCUAGACCAACAUGACUUGGAACAUCCUGAACUAGCUCCACCCCCAUCCACAACGCGCACAGGAUAUGCAAUAUCACAUCAUAAACGAUGUAAGUUACCAUAAAACAAUGCAUGUAUUGUACUCAAUUGCCAUUGAUAGUCCAUGAGAUAGAACAAGACAACGAAGAAGACGAAGAAGAAGAGGAAGAGGAUUCAAUACUAGAUGAAGAAUCAGACCAAGAAGAUCGUAUAAAAAAAACACAAGAAGCAGCCAUGAAGAACCAAAAAAGAAAAAAAGAUGAACCAUUGUACUGUUAUUGUCAACAAGUAUCGUAUGGAGAAAUGGUGGCAUGCGAUGGUGAAGUAAGUAACAGAUAUGUUCUACUUUAGCUUUUAAACAUCACUAGAAUUGUCCUUUUGAAUGGUUUCAUAUGGAAUGUGUUGGCUUAGAUGAGCCACCCAAAGGUGCUUGGUUUUGUCAAGAUUGUUCAGCAGAAUUGCGUAAACGAAAACAAAGUCUACAGAACAUGCCUAAGAAGAUAAAAAAAAGACAUGCUUAAAUUAUUCUAGUAAUAAAGAACA
Molecule: messenger RNA, 944 nt
Organism: Gilbertella persicaria
Lineage: Eukaryota; Fungi; Mucoromycota; Mucoromycetes; Mucorales; Choanephoraceae
Exons: 3
Coding region: 13-486 (157 amino acids)
Source: RefSeq, a predicted model, not a curated record